CGUGUGUUAUUGGUACAUAUAUUUGUUAUCACGCCUCACAAGCGUGUGUUAUUGGUACAUAUAUUUGUUAUCACGCCUCACAGGCGUGUGUUAUUGGUACAUAUAUUUGUUAUCACGCCUCACAAGCGUGUGUUAUUGGUACAUAUAUUUGUUAUCACGCCUCACAAGCGUGUGUUAUUGGUACAUAUAUUUGUUAUCACCCCUCACAAGCGUGUGUUAUUGGUACAUAUAUUUGUUAUCACGCCUCACAGGCGUGUGUUAUUGGUACAUAUAUUUGUUAUCACGCCUCACAAGCGUGUGUUAUUGGUACAUAUAUUUGUUAUCACGCCUCACAGGCGUGUGUUAUUGGUACAUAUAUUUGUUAUCACGCCUCACAAGCGUGUGUUAUUGGUACAUAUCUAUUUUGCCUAGCGUGUGUUAUUGUUAUUUGUUAUCACGCCUCACAAGCGUGUGUUAUUGGUACAUAUAUUUGUUAUCACGCCUCACAGGCGUGUGUUAUUGGUACAUAUAUUUGUUAUCACGCCUCACAAGCGUGUGUUAUUGGUACAUAUAUUUGUUAUCACGCCUCACAAGCGUGUGUUAUUGGUACAUAUAUUUGUUAUCACGCCUCACAAGCGUGUGUUAUUGGUACAUAUAUUUGUUAUCACCCCUCACAAGCGUGUGUUAUUGGUACAUAUAUUUGUUAUCACGCCUCACAAGCGUGUGUUAUUGGUACAUAUAUUUGUUAUCACGCCUCACAAGCGUGUGUUAUUGGUACAUAUAUUUGUUAUCACCCCUCACAAGCGUGUGUUAUUGGUACAUAUAUUUGUUAUCACGCCUCACAAGCGUGUGUUAUUGGUACAUAUAUUUGUUAUCACGCCUCACAAGCGUGUGUUAUUGGUACAUAUAUUUGUUAUCACGCCUCACAAGCGUGUGUUAUUGGUACAUAUAUUUGUUAUCACGCCUCACAAGCGUGUGUUAUUGGUACAUAUAUUUGUUAUCACGCCUCACAAGCGUGUGUUAUUGGUACAUAUAUUUGUUAUCACCCCUCACAAGCGUGUGUUAUUGGUACAUAUAUUUGUUAUCACGCCUCACAAGCGUGUGUUAUUGGUACAUAUAUUUGUUAUCACCCCUCACAAGCGUGUGUUAUUGGUACAUAUAUUUGUUAUCACCCCUCACAAGCGUGUACAUUUGAUAGGAAAUGA
Messenger RNA from Candidula unifasciata, 1184 nucleotides. NCBI's taxonomy places the organism in Eukaryota, Metazoa, Mollusca, Gastropoda, Stylommatophora, Geomitridae. The record is from the annotation of a GenBank genome assembly.